This is a messenger RNA of Corticium candelabrum, 3259 nucleotides long. RefSeq lists its product as uncharacterized. Gene Ontology annotation, molecular function: protein binding. The record is from RefSeq and is a predicted model, not a curated record. NCBI's taxonomy places the organism in Eukaryota, Metazoa, Porifera, Homoscleromorpha, Homosclerophorida, Plakinidae. Bases 53 to 3064 code for a protein of 1003 amino acids. The transcript has 16 exons.
CAGCUUUAAUGGGAUUACAAAUGUCCCAUUUUAUUACUUCAGGAAUUACACAAUGCUUACAACACUGGUGUCACAAGAUAAUCCUCUGUCAGGGUUCUUUUACUUACCUUCUUCUCUGCUCAAAUUAACUGUUAGCCAAGCUGAUCUGACUGGUAAAGAAUGUGACAAUGGUAUCAGGUUCUUACCACAUUUUUCCAAUGAGAGUUUACCUUACAUCACUAAUGUAGCUUGGACUUACGGAUGCAUUGUUGCUGUACGUCGUCACACAUUUGCCAACCUUGACAACUUUUAUCAAUUAGAUCUCAAGUUUAACAACAUAGCGACACUGGAGAAUGAAGCCUUCUCUAAUUUACCAAGGUUACAUAAACUGAAAUUGUAUUCCAAUCAUCUUGUCGAAAUUCGUUCAGCAAUGUUUCGUGGUACUGACAACCUCAAAAGCUUAGAUCUUCAAUACAAUCGGAUUGAAAGACUUGACACCAAUUUCUUACAACUUCCGAGUCUCUUUGAUUUGUCUCUUACUCAUAACAACAUUUCGUCUAUUGACAAGGAUGCCUUUAAAAGUCUUGGAAACUUGCAAUAUCUUUAUUUAGGGGAUAAUCCAUUGUUUCAAAUUGGCGCUGGAGCGUUUCAUCGGUUGCCAUUUUUGACUGGAAUAUUCAUGAAUAAGGUCAAUGUGACUACACUUUCAAGGGAUAUUUUGCCCAACUCAACGUUCUUGGAACAAGUGUUUCUGUUUGAUAGUAAUGUACAAUUUGUAGAAGAAGGAGCAUUUGACGGUUUUGGAAAUGUCAAAUAUCUAUAUAUGCAACAGAAUUCAAUCUAUGAUCUUCCGUCUGGUAUCUUUGAUGCUCUUAGAUCAGAGCAUCUUCACUUGUUGGUGUUAAACUGCGAUGUUAGCAGACUGCCCGCUAUCAGCUCUACUCUCAGUAACCGAACGCAAUGUGCAUCUUCUUCUAAAAUCGUGAACAUUCCCGCUUGGUAUGAUGGAACUGUAGACAUAUCAACCAUGCUGCAAGACUCUGCAUACAAUUGCAGCAAAACGAGUGAAGAUGAGGACCAGCAUAGCAAGUAUAUCUGCUCGCCUUGUCCUCCCGGCUACUACGGAAGAACGUUCACAGCAACAGGAAAUGAGUACCGUCAUCGACCGGUUUGUAAUCGUUGCCCUGCAGGUGGUUUUUAUCAAGACGAAGUGGCUCAAUACACGUGUAAAGUCUGCGUGGAGGGAACGUUUGUAAGUCCCAAUAUUUUGGGAAACUCGAGCAGAUCAUGUAAAGUGUUCCCAACCGGCACCGACACGACACGACUUGCGGGCUAUCGAGCCGGUCCGUGUCUUAAGAACUACUUUAGAUUGCAGAGGUUUGGUGCAUGCUACCCUUGUAAGUCUCCAGGAGCCAAAUGUACGAACGAGGUGUUGACUCUGACAAAAGGAUACUGGUGGACAAUGGAAGAUGACCUUCGACUUUCUUAUCGAAACUUUGCUAGCAAUAUCUUCGUUCACGACGACAGUUACGAUAGAUCGACGGUAAACUACAGUAAAUCCUAUUUGCCUACCAUUCACAAGUGCCGUUAUUCGGACGCUUGUCCAGGUCAAGACAACAAUCCAAAGAAGAACGUUUGCUCGAAGGGUUCGUACGGGCCUCUGUGCGAGUUGUGCGAGAAGGGAUACUUUCUGAGUGAUAGCGGCUGUUCUCCGUGUCCUCCGACGUGGCGGGUUGGUUUGCAGUUGACGGGAUUUGUCGUUGUUGUGCUGUUUCUUGUCGUAUUCUUGAGUUGGAAACAGAGUAAAAUAGAGCAAAACGUGCAAACGGGCACUUGGCUCGAUCAUUUUGUUUCAUCGCUUCGAAUUGGCAUCGGAUUUAUUCAAGUCAUGAAUGGCAUCACUCUGGCUCUAGUGUUUGUCCCUUGGCCGUCGGGUAUAAAGGUGGUCGGUCGCUACCUGAGAGCUAUCGAAUUUAAUGUAAUAUCAGUCGUCAACUCGGUUUGUCUCGGAGGUAGUUUGAAGCAUUUUGACCAUCUCGAUAAGACUCUAGUGUUUUUCGGUAGCGUCACGGGCAUCGUCUUGAUGUUGGUCGCUAUCUACUGGAUAUGGAAAGUUUAUAUGAAAUGUCGUAGAAUGAUGAUCGACGACGUGCUUCACGAAACGGCUCUUAAAUUUUGUCUAACGGGAAUGUUGUGGACAUUCUUUGCUUGCUAUCCAUCUCUAUCUCAGUAUAUCAUUGCUACGGUACCUUACCGAGAGUUCUCGUGCAUCGCCCUCGACUGUACGAAUGAAAAUGGUACGACAGAUACGACUGGAAGAGACGACAACCUAACGUGUCAAUGGUAUCUUAAAGCUGAUGUUUCUUUGCGCUGCAACGAGUCCAGCUUUUCUAGUCCUCUAUGGCGAGCUUGCAACUGUCUUCUCAUCGUCGUCUUCGGUUUACCUUUACUGCUUCUUGUUUUGCUGUAUUUGAAACAUCGCAAUGAUUGUCAUCGUGUACGAGUUAACAGCGCUCUAUUACGAGCUCUCUACUCGUCGCUGUCUUUCUUGGACGACAGCUACGAGUCGAACUAUUGGUACUGGGAUGUGGUGGAAAUGGUACGCAAACUGGUGCUCACUUCAGGUCUGCAGUUCUUCGGAACAGGAAGCACGACGCAACUGGCCGUCGCUUCUAUUAUUGCUUCAGCGUUUGCUCUUUUACAUGCUCAGUUUAAGCCAAUAAAGUCUAAGCGCAAGUGGCAGCACUAUUUGCAACUGUUAUCUUUGUCGGUCAUCUCUCUCAAUAUAAUGUUUGGCGUGUUGCAACUGGUGGAUGUAGGUGAAGAAGGGAAUCUCGAUGAAGAAGCGAUGAAAUCCGGGAUUGUUAACAGAACGCUAUUUAGUGUGCUGUUCUACUCGGUCAAUGGCUUAUUCGUCUUCGUAUGUGUCGUCAAUCUAUGUAAGAGUGUGUGGUCGGCAUGUGAUAAAUGGUGCUGCUAUGGGUUACGCUUCUCGUCGUGUUGUAAUUGUCGACGGAGCAAUAGGGAAAGACAGCCUAUUCUUAGUGCUGAAGUCACGUCAUGUGACGAAGAGACAGAAGAUUAGUACUUCAGACUAGUUGCAGUGUAUUUCAAUGGCUGCAAGAUGCAAACGAUCAGCGUUUCUAUAUAGACGAGCACAGAUAUUAAUCUGAAUAUAUACACGUGUUAUCAUCGUUGUUUUACUCUAGUACAUGUCAAGUAAUGUCAUAUCUGUCACUUUCUGGUUAUAUGAAAAUAUAGAUACUACAGUACUGCAGAA